Spirometra erinaceieuropaei is the source of this 504-nucleotide messenger RNA. The record is from the annotation of a GenBank genome assembly. NCBI's taxonomy places the organism in Eukaryota, Metazoa, Platyhelminthes, Cestoda, Diphyllobothriidea, Diphyllobothriidae.
AUGAUUGCUGAGCAACGCCGUGUCGGUCCUCCCCUUGACGAGCACGUUUCCGAACUCCAACUCCAGGACCUGCCACUGACCACUGCCAACAACACCAUCCUGUGCGACGUCUCCAGGGCCUCCCCCUGUCCCUUUGUGCCGUCAUCCCUCCGACGCAAAGUCUUCUCCCUGCACAACAUAUCGCGCCCUGGGAGUCUAGCUACCUGCAAGUUGAUUUCCAACCGCUUCGUCUGGCCUGGGAUGCACAAGGAAGUGAAAGAAUGGACACGGGCGUGCCUCGGCUGUCAUCGGAGUAAGAUUCAACGACAAAACAAAGCCCCCAUCGGCAUCUUUCCUACUCUGGAUGCACGAUUUAGUCACGUCCGCCCGGACAUUAUACGCCCACUGCCCCUGUCGAACGGCUGCUUCUAUCUCAACUGUGUGGAUCGAUUUCCCCCGUUACCGGAGGCUAUCCCUCUGCCCGAUGUCGCUUCUCCAACAGUCAAGGAUUUAUUCGGCCGUUAG